AUGAGGGGCCGGGGGUGGGGUGUGUGGGGGGGGGGGGGGGGUAGGGGGGGACGCUGGGGGUGGGGCGGGGGAGGGGACCGAGGAGGAGGGGUUGAUGGGGCGGGGUGGGCGGGCGACGGGGGAGGGGUGUGGCGUGUGAGGGGUGGGGGGGGUGGGGUUCGAGUAGUAGACGGGGGUGGGGGGGGGGGGGUUGUGGGAUGGCGGGGGUGUAGGUUGGGGGGGCCGAGGGGCAGGAGGGAAGUAGUUGCUGAGGUGGGGUGGUGGGGUUGGGGGGGGGGCGGCGCUCGGAGGGGGCGGGGUGGGGGGGAGGGGGACGUCCGUGGGUGGAGGGGGGGCUUUUGGGUGGUGGGGGGCGGGGGGGGUCCAUGGAGGGGGGGGUGA
Molecule: messenger RNA, 381 nt
Organism: Knipowitschia caucasica
Lineage: Eukaryota; Metazoa; Chordata; Actinopteri; Gobiiformes; Gobiidae
Source: the annotation of a GenBank genome assembly